AAAGGAUGUAUGUACGUAAAGCUAUUCAACCCACCACGCCUUGAGUGCCAGCGAUGAUAUCUUCUGAUGCCACGCUGCGCCAAAGGGCGGGGAGAGACAAUCUGCACAGUUUAUCCAUAACAGGCUGAGUGUCAUCACAGUCACGUGCGACGUAGAGGCAAUUCCACUGCUCUUUCAAAUUUUAUUUUUUCAAAGAGACAGAAAAUCUACUUCUCUCAUCUCUGUUGCUAUGACUGACCAUCAGCACUCUGAAAGAACUCCCCUGCUUUCACCCAAUGCCUCUGGCCAAACCACGCCUGUCAAUUCUCGAGCUCCAUCCACUCGUUCUUGUGUCAAUGACAAUUCCAAGGAUAACAAUACUACCAAUUCCACCAAGUGGCGGCUCCUUUUUGCUACGGUGGUAGCAUUGCUUUUCUUUGUGACUGAACUGGUUGCUGGUUAUUUCGCUAAUUCUCUUGCGCUGAUGUCUGACGCCUUUCACUUGCUGUCUGACGUUGCCAGCUUCGCCGUUGCCCUUGCUGCCAUUUACUUUGCCGAAAAGCCUGCCACUCGCCGCCAUAGCUAUGGUUUCCAUCGAGCAGAAGUCAUCGCAGCUUUAGCCUCUGUGUUGACCAUUUGGAUUUUAACCUUUUAUCUGGUUCAGGCUGCUAUUGAACGUCUUCGCAAUCCCGAACCCAUCAAUGGAAAAUUGAUGUGCUUGACUGCUUCCAUUGGUGUAAUCAUCAAUAUUAUUCUGGCUGUUGUCUUAGGUGGACAUGGACAUAGCCACGGUGGCCAUAGCCACGGAUCGGAUCAUGAUCACUCGCAUGCCAUUGAAGACGGUCACCAUCAUGAGGAAGAAGGUGCAUCGAAGCACUCUGCUAAGCAGGAAUCUAACAUCAAUUUGAGAGCCGCCAGUUUGCACGUAUUGGGCGACCUUCUAGCAUCUGUUGGUGUACUUAUAUCCUCCAUCAUCCUCAUCUUCCGCCCUGACCUUACCAUUGUCGACCCUAUCUGCACAUUCAUCUUUUCUAUCCUCGUCAUGUAUACAACCUAUCACCUUGUAAAGGAUUCAUUGGCUGUGUUGAUGGAAGGCACUCCUUUGAACAUCCAGCCAGAGGCCAUUGAGCGAUCUAUCCUUGAAAUUCCAGGAGUGGUGGCUGUUCAUGACCUGCAUGUGUGGAACCUUUCCCCCGGCAAAAGCUCCCUCACCGCCCACAUCACCUUCGACAAGAAUGCUUUGCAUAGUUACGAUGAAAUUUUAUACCAAGCCCAACAUGUCGUCUGCGACACCUACGGUGUCCACCACUCCACUUUGCAAUUGGAAAGCGAUGCUACAGGGUUUACAAGCCAUUGCCGACCCGAUCUAUGUACCCCUGCCGUCAUCCACCAAUAAUCUCGUUACUCCCUCCCCUUAACUCCAUGCUUAUCCAACACUUUGGCCUCUGUCCCCACUUUUCAUUCUCAUCAUAUUCUUUUCUUAUUUUCAUCUUCUCUUUCCAUAGACUCCUACACUGCGCCUUGCUUUUUUCGCUUGUAUCAUUAAAAGAAACAUAACAUCUGUUGGAGAUAACAUAUUGACUAUAUCAUUUACAAAAAGUUGGCUUGCAA
Molecule: messenger RNA, 1590 nt
Organism: Umbelopsis ramanniana AG
Lineage: Eukaryota; Fungi; Mucoromycota; Umbelopsidomycetes; Umbelopsidales; Umbelopsidaceae
Exons: 6
Coding region: 230-1375 (381 amino acids)
Biological process (GO): zinc ion transmembrane transport
Cellular component (GO): plasma membrane
Molecular function (GO): zinc ion transmembrane transporter activity
Source: RefSeq, a predicted model, not a curated record